UAAUGUAUGGUAACCACUAUCAGCACAUUUUCCAACACAAAUUCAGUGUUAAUCUUGCGCUAUCAUUCUGCUGAAAAUAAUGACAGUCUUCAGCUUUUUUGUUGGUUAACUUGGUGCUGAUUGAAUGAAUUGAUCACCUAUUUAUUCAAACUAGACGAAUGUUCGUUGAUUUUAUAUGAGAAUUUACUAUUGAGGCAAGUUAGUGACAAAGAUAAUUCCAUAGUGAGUCAGUGAAACAUGAUGGUUGAUUUGUUUUCCUCUGAAUACCGUUACUCAUUUAAUGAUAGUAUUACGAGUACAAUAAGCAAUGGUCAUAGUUCAAGAAGCUUCAGCUAGUUCAUAAUAUAUAUACAAAUCACCUACAAUCAAAAUAUGAACCAGUAUCACCCGAAAAAUUGUGAAAACUCAUCUGAGAAUCAAGUGGACAUGUAGGGUACACCUACCUACACCUAACUUGAACAAUGUCGAAUAAGAGAAGAAGAAACAGAUCUCAAAUCGAGAGCCUCCUGGCAAUUCUGCACUUUGGAACGGGACUGGCCAGUCUCACAUUCUCCAUUCUGGUAACAAUUGUCUGGAGAUACUGGAAAGAUGUACUUAAUACUUGCAUGGAUGCACAUUGCAACUGCAUUCUAUAUGCAACUGCACUUUCGCAUACAGUUAUUGGAUCCGACACAGCUAUAUGCAAGUAUGUGGCUUUCUUACCUGUCCCAAUAACAAUUUGGGCGACUAUUAUGGGAUCCUACCAUGGAUAUAGAGCUUGUAUAAGACGGACAAACUACUCAGCCAAUAGAAGGAGGUCUGCCAUGUUUGUUAAUGAAGCUGCAAGAUUACAUAGCAAAAAGAAUUAUUCAUUGGGCUACUCGUGUCUAUUUAUAAUUUCCUCAAUUAUUGUAAUUAUUGGCAUUGGAAUCUCCAUCACAGUAACUUACGGAUAUUAUUCAACGUGUGCUUCUUACAGAACAGCAGUUCUCAAGCAACUCUCGGCAACUGGAAACCUGGCAGCCAUGGUACAAGAAAGAAUGAGCUGCAGCACAGUUUAUGAUUUUCUUGAUUACAUUCAGCCAGAACCAGAUUACAUGGAGAACAAAUUUCGCCGCAACACUUACAUCAUCAAUACCGGAUUACUUUUGCAAAUAGCAAUCAUUUCAACCUGGCUGAGCGUCUUAGCUUGGCUGGCCAUCGUUUUAUUGAACUUGUUUCUCAUUUUCAAAUCUUAAUACUUUUGUUCCAAACAUCUAUCUAAAAUUAAUUAACUCUAUUGAUUAAGAUCAAUCUAAUUUAUAAAAUCAAUCGGCUUUAAUACUUUUUUAAUUAUAUAUUUUUUAUUUCUUAUCUCUUUAGUUUGCUUUUAUCCUACAAUAUUGACUUACAUUAUGAAAAUAAGAUAUUUUAAUGAUUCAAAUUUUGUUUUUUCUGAUAUGCACAUAAGUCAUGAUACGGUACUAUUACACUUUUGAGUGUUAUUAAUGAGUGUUAUUGAACACUAUUCACAUUUCUCGAUUCACGUUUGAAUGUCAGAAUCUGAUUAACAUUGGUUUACUAUCCUUGUCUCUCAUUAGACAAUGCUCUUUGCUCAUCCAACUCCCCACUCUUGCCAAAUCGUUUGUAGUCCAUGAAGAAAUAUAACUAAGUACCAGAUGCUUAAUCUCUGUUAUGAUUUUAUUUUAAUAAAUCAUGAAAAAAUA
Nilaparvata lugens (brown planthopper) is the source of this 1685-nucleotide messenger RNA. RefSeq lists its product as uncharacterized. The transcript has 5 exons. The record is from RefSeq and is a predicted model, not a curated record. The coding region runs from base 462 to 1217 and encodes 251 amino acids. NCBI's taxonomy places the organism in Eukaryota, Metazoa, Arthropoda, Insecta, Hemiptera, Delphacidae.